AUGGAUAGUCAGACGGGGAAACCAAACUCUGGCUUCGAUAUAUCCGCAAAGUACUCUGGUGUACGUACUCUAAGAAGUUUGGUGAGCUCAGUUACCUCACAACCCUACCCGAAUACUGAAACCAACACAACCCAAGAGCGUACGUCAAGAUGCAUUUAUAUACCCUGUACACUCCGCUUCCUCCGCCUCCGACUCCGACAUGUGCGGACCGUCCGUAUCUUUCUCCGCCAUCUGUUCACGCUAUUGAUCAUGAUUAACUACAUGGUUAUGUCGACUAGCACAUAA
Lindgomyces ingoldianus is the source of this 285-nucleotide messenger RNA. RefSeq lists its product as uncharacterized. Lineage: Eukaryota; Fungi; Ascomycota; Dothideomycetes; Pleosporales; Lindgomycetaceae. The transcript is spliced from 2 exons. Bases 1 to 285 code for a protein of 94 amino acids. The record is from RefSeq and is a predicted model, not a curated record.